Molecule: messenger RNA, 872 nt
Organism: Striga asiatica
Lineage: Eukaryota; Viridiplantae; Streptophyta; Magnoliopsida; Lamiales; Orobanchaceae
Source: the annotation of a GenBank genome assembly
CUCAAUCUUAUCCAAUUGUCACGCAGUUAUUGCUCGACCCUCCACGUCACUUUUUCCAGAUCUGAUCGGACGGCGGAUAUUCCAUCUUCAUCAAAUACUCUAGCCUGCUCGUGAUACCAUCCAUAAAUAUCGUCACAAGCUUUAAACAUCGCAUUCAGUGCUAAAUAAGACGGACUCGAACCACGCUACUCUUGCUAACGUGCGCAGGCUCCAGCCUCUGAAAAACUGUGAUCCGAUGAGUCUACUAGACCAGCUCUGGGACGACACGGUCGCGGGCCCCCGGCCCGACACCGGCCUCGGCAAACUCAGGAAACACUCAACCUUUAGCUUCCGGCCAAACUCCGGCAAGGAACCAGAAGUUGCGAACGGUGGGAGAUCCACCGGAGAAGAAGCCGGCGGGGGUGCCGUGAGAGUGACGAGAAGCAUAAUGAUCGUAAAACCGCCGCAAGACAACCAGAAGGACUCGCCGCCGGUUUCUCCGGCCGGAUCCACUCCGCCGGUGUCCCCUUUCUCCGGUAAGCUUUUUUCAGUGGCGGUGGAAAGGAAGCUUUCCGGUUCCGUAGGAGGUCGGCAUCGUUUGCUUACGAGAGGGCUAAUGGAGUGGGACCCAAAAGUCCUCCUCCUCCGUACGACCUUUGAGCUUUGAGGACAUGAUCGUCUUUUCUACUUAAUGUCUGUUUGGGAUUUCUGUUUAUUUCUGGUUCGAUUGUAUGAGUUUCUUUGCUAGUGUGUGUACGAUUAGCUCCGUAUAUAGGGUGUGAAAUGUAACUUUUAAGUUUAUAUCCAAGCAUGUGUUGCGAAUCCGAACUUUCAAUAGUGCGUGUUUUGUAUGCUAUCUCUCAUUCUAUAUAAUCAUAUAAGUUAUGUUUUUC